This is a messenger RNA of Hippocampus zosterae (dwarf seahorse), 8723 nucleotides long. It is a transcript of the gene atp13a3, whose product is annotated as ATPase 13A3. Bases 368 to 4132 code for a protein of 1254 amino acids. Gene Ontology annotation, molecular function: P-type ion transporter activity; ATPase-coupled monoatomic cation transmembrane transporter activity; ATP binding. Gene Ontology annotation, cellular component: late endosome membrane. The record is from RefSeq and is a predicted model, not a curated record. Gene Ontology annotation, biological process: polyamine transmembrane transport; intracellular calcium ion homeostasis. NCBI's taxonomy places the organism in Eukaryota, Metazoa, Chordata, Actinopteri, Syngnathiformes, Syngnathidae. The transcript is spliced from 34 exons.
AACAGACGUCACGUCCGGUCAAAGACGCACACAGCCGGUUCAGGCCAGUCGACUAGGCGCAAAAGUAGAGUCUCGCCGAGCCCAGCCGUCAACACAGCACCGCCUCUCUACUCGCGUUGUCGGGUCCACACCACAUUUUUCUGCCACAGAGUCGCAUCUUCUGUUCAGCGACGUUGCCCCCAAGAUAACAGCUGCUAUUGCCUCACGAUGACUCGAAGGUGAUCUUCAGCGUGUCCCGGCGGUUCUGGGGUUCCAGGUUGGUGUUGGAAGAGCAAGCUAACUGCAGGACCUGGGGCAGUUUGUCCUGGGUUCUCAAGGUCAAAGCAGGAAGUGACAAAGGAGGGUGCUUUGCAUUCAGCUUUGAAUCAUGGAGAAGGAAGACCUAAAAGUCCUCAACAAGGGGGAAGAUGAAGAGAUGGAGUUGCAGGGCUACCGUUUGUGCCACUGGCGACUGGUACUGGUGGGUCUUGGGGUACUCUGUACAGGGGGCUUCCUACUUCUGCUGCUCUACUGGAUGCCAGAGUGGUGCGUCAAGGCCACCUGCAUCCCUACCACAGCCUGUGAUGCCGAAGUGGUGUUGCUGCGUUCCACGGAUGAAUUCCGGCGCUGGUUCCUGGCUAAAGUUCGAGUGAUUCUCGCCCCAGGAAGCAACCCCUUCUACAACCUGGAGACCCAGACCACCUCCCCUUCCUCCCCUUCCUGUCCCUUCUCUUCUUCCUCCCCAUGUAUGGCCAAUGGAGACACAUGCCAAUCUUCUGAUGGGAUCACCGCUCGGGAGCUCAUCAGAAGAUAUGUGGAAUACCAGCCCACAAAGAUGCGUUAUUUUACACUCCACAGCACAAAAUAUUACUGGAAUGACAGAGCGCAGAACUUUGAAGUUUUAAUUGGCCUGGAAGAUCUCAAUGUUACUGCUGCCACUCUCCACUCAGAGCACAGCAAAGGCCUAACCAGGAACCAGCAAGACUACAGGAGACUGUUUUUUGGAUUGAAUGAAAUUGAAGUGAAAGUGCCUUCUGUAUUCAAGCUGCUUAUCAAAGAGGUCCUAAAUCCUUUCUAUAUCUUCCAACUCUUCAGUGUGAUACUGUGGAGUGCAGAUGAAUAUUACUAUUACGCCAUUGCCAUUGUUAUCAUGUCAUUUAUAUCCAUAGCUACCUCUCUCUAUACCAUCAAAAAGCAAUAUGUCAUGCUUCACGAUAUGGUGGCAGCUCACAGUAUUGUACGUGUAUCUGUAUGCCGAGCCGAGAAUGAUAUUGAAGAGGUUAUGUCUACUGAUUUGGUGCCUGGGGAUGUGAUAGUCAUCCCCAGCAAUGGGACCAUUAUGCCCUGCGAUGCCGUGCUGGUCAGCGGCACCUGCAUUGUCAAUGAAAGCAUGCUGACAGGUGAAAGUGUUCCAGUGACAAAGACCAACCUUCCAAACCAGUUGCCAGGGGAAAGUGGCGAUGAGUCAAUGAGUGCCUAUAGCAUUGAGGAUCAUAAGAGACACACACUUUUCUGUGGCACAAACGUUAUCCAGACACGGUUUUACACUGGUGAACUGGUCAAAGCUGUAGUCGUCCGCACAGGCUUCAGCACAGCCAAAGGCCAGUUGGUACGCUCCAUUCUGUACCCCAAACCCACAGACUUCAAGUUGUACCGUGAUGCCUACCUUUUUCUGUUGUGUCUGGUGGGUGUGGCUGGGAUUGGCUUUUUCUACUCCAUCACCCUUAGCAUCAUGAACAAGGUGUCACCUCAGACCAUCAUCAUUGAGUCCCUAGACAUCAUUACCAUCACAGUUCCCCCAGCGCUGCCCGCAGCCAUGACGGCUGGUAUUGUGUAUGCCCAACGACGCCUUAAAAAUAUCGGCAUUUUUUGCAUCAGCCCACAAAGGAUUAAUAUUUGUGGGCAGAUCAAUCUGGUCUGCUUUGACAAGACAGGAACUCUGACUGAAGAUGGUUUAGAUCUAUGGGGAGUCCAAAGAGUAGAGAAUGGCAGUUUCCAGCAAUCAGAUGAAAAAGUCUCCAAAGAAAAUCUAGUGAAGUCCCAGUUUGUUGCUUGUAUGGCUUCGUGUCAUUCUCUCACCAAAAUAGAGGGCCGGUUGUCUGGAGACCCACUGGACCUCAAAAUGUUUGAGGCUACUGGUUGGGUUCUGGAGGAAGCCACUGAGGAGGAAACAGCGCUCCACAAUCGUAUCAUGCCAACUGUGGUUAGACCCACAAAACAGUUGUUGCCCUCACAGCCCUCAUCAACAGAGCAUGACAUGGAACUUUAUGACCUGUCUUCUCAAUAUGAGAUAGGUAUCGUGCGGCAGUUUCCAUUUUCCUCUGCACUGCAAAGGAUGAGUGUGGUUGCUCGUCUAUUAGGAGAGAAACGUAUGGAUGCCUACAUGAAAGGGGCACCAGAAGUGGUGGCACGCCAUUGCAAAACAGAGACAGUGCCAGAUAAUUUUGCUGAGGUCUUGGAGGGCUACACCAAGCAAGGCUUCCGAGUAAUUGCUUUGGCUCACCGUCGUCUUGAAUCCAAACUCACGUGGCACAAGGUCCAGAAUAUAAACCGAGAUCACAUCGAGACAAACAUGGAGUUCCUGGGUUUAAUAGUCAUGCAGAAUAAGUUGAAAGCAGAAACGCCGGUAGUACUGCAGGAUCUUCACAGAGCCAACAUCCGUACUGUCAUGGUUACGGGAGAUAACAUGCUGACUGCCAUCUCUGUGGCUCGGGAUUGUGGAAUGAUCCUGCCACAGGACACAGUCAUCAUUUCAGAUGCCAUUGCCCCACAUGAUGGACAGACUGCCAGAAUCACCUGGAGGUGUGCUGACAAACCGAGUAUGGCAGCACAUCUGGAGGAAGUGAAUAUCAGCCUGGAGGAUGUAUGUCCUACAGAUGAGCCCAAACAGCAAGAACGGUACCAUUUUGCUAUGAGCGGAAAGUCAUUUGCGGUCAUCUCGGAGCAUUUCCCAGACAUGCUUCCUAAGUUGGUGCUGCAUGGAACAGUGUUUGCCAGAAUGGCUCCGAAUCAGAAAACCCAACUCAUUGAGGCACUACAGAAUGUGGACUACUUUGUUGGGAUGUGCGGGGAUGGAGCGAACGACUGCGGGGCUUUAAAGAGGGCUCAUAGUGGCAUCUCUUUGUCAGAGCUUGAGGCAUCCGUAGCUUCUCCAUUCACCUCCAGAACACCAAAUAUCUCUUGUGUCCCAAGCCUCAUCAGGGAAGGCCGCGCUGCUCUAAUCACCUCCUUUUGCGUGUUCAAGUUCAUGGCCCUUUACAGCAUCAUCCAGUACAUUAGUGUCACGCUCCUAUACUCUAUUCUCAGUAACCUGGGAGAUUUCCAAUUCCUUUUCAUCGACAUUGCCAUCAUCCUUGUCGUUGUAUUCACCAUGAGUCUAAACCCGUCAUGGAAAGAACUAGUUGCACAUCCUCCUCCAUCAGGCCUGAUCUCGGGGCCUCUGCUUUUGUCUGUGCUGAGCCAGAUCCUCAUCUGCUUUGGCUUCCAGCUGUUUGCAUUGUUUUGGGUCCAACUCCAGCCCUGGUACACCAUCUGGACACCACUUUCAGAUGCCUGCAACGUAUCGUCACUCUCAAAUGUGUCCAACCUCACCGAAACUGAAGUUGAUGACCACAACAUUCAAAAUUAUGAAAACACCAGCCUUUUCUAUGUUUCCUGCUUCCAGUACCUUCUGGUUGCCAUUGUCUUCUCAAAGGGCAAACCUUUUAGGCAGCCAAGCUACAAGAAUUGGCCGUUUGUCUUGACUGCUUUGAUUUUGUAUAUUUUCCUCCUCACCAACAUGUUCUACCCUGCUGAAGCCAUUGAUGAAGUUCUAGAGAUUGUUUGCGUUCCUCUUGAUUGGAGACUAAAACUUCUGCUUAUUAUCGGCGUCAAUGCUGCCGUGUCUGUUGUGGUUGAGACCUUCAUCAUUGACACCGUCUUAUGGAAGUUUGUGUUCAGCAGAGACAAGCAGAGCAUCACUUCUGCUGCCCCACCACCACAGAAAGGCAUUGAGCUGUCGGCACACAAGUCUCUGUGCUGCCCGAGCAAGGUGACCCACAAGGCUCGCUACAUGCAUCUGGCCCAGGAGCUCAGCGUGGAUCCCGACUGGCCCCCAAAACCAACCACGACUACUGAAGCCAAGGCCUGCCCUGAAAAUGGUUCAAUUUCCUAGCACCCCAAAGACCCCUACCAUUCCCAACACUUUGAUGCAAUAAUUAUCAAAGCAAAGAAUAUAUUUGCACAUUAACUUAUUGAAGCAGUCGCUUGAUCUCUGCUUGUCACUGGUCUUGAUGAUUGUGUAAUACUGUAGCUCCCCCCAAAAAGUCAACCACUCAAACUCAUUUGAAUAAUGAUGUCUGGUUCACCCACUUGUGGGUUUAAUGAAGUUAAAUGUAAGAAUUUUACAUUUUGAUAUGGAACUGAAGCUCUGUCCAGGUAAUAUGUUGGGAUUGACAUGCAUACAUAUUGGAAACCAUCGAGAUGCAACUUGAACAAAUAUAUUUUGCGUGCUGAGUAAUUUUUUCAUGACAAAAAGUAAUUAUUAGACUACUGGAGAGCCUUUUUUUUCUAAUCCAUAACCUACUCAGAGUGAAACAGUAACUAUAUAGAAACAAGUGAAUGGAGCUUUCGGUUAAUCAUGUUAGGUUGCUCAGUUGUAUCGUAGUUCUGUCACUCCAUCUUACUUUUAAGGGCAUUUAUUUAUGAAGUGGAUUGGAUGACUGGCUGGAGGUGUUUUGCUGCAUGCCCCACUUGCUACCGUGUAGUGGUCAUUAACAACCAUGUGAAGAUGUUAAAUUUGAGCUCCGUAAUUAGCUAGGUACUGAUUCAUAAAUGACAAUUUAAAAAAAGAUCAUAAUCCCCAAGUGCUAAUUUAAUCACUUUUAGGAUACUUGAUAUAUGUAAUGACACACGCACUUGAAGGCUAUUCUGUCAAAUGCAUCGUGAGUCAUAAGACUGGAUUCUUCUCAACUGCUGCAGUAAACUUUAUGGCGAUAAAUAUGGAAAAUAUUUGGCAUAUUUUAAUUGUGGAAACCCCUUCAAAUCAUAAACCUGAUUAAGAUGUGUUCUUGUUGAACAUACAGGGUGGCCACAGUUGAUAUAGACUUCCUUUUGUCUCUGGACAGACCUGAGACGAUCAUCCUUUGACAUAUUAAGUUUUGCAAUUUUUUGUAAGUGUAUUGUAUCACUCCCUUUUCUCAUGCCCCUCCAAUUGACAUUGCAGCAGCACUGCGAAAUUGCCACCAGGCAAGUUUGUAAUUGGCUGCAGUUCAAGCGAGUGUAGCCAUUUCUGGAUACUGUUCCUGGCUUGCGUCCACGCCAGCUUUAGGAGUUUGGUGUUUUCAUCAAUGAUAAUAGACCUUAUGCUGUAUGGUUUGUCAAGAACCAAUACUGGCAUUGAUAAGUUAAAUCAUAUAAUACACGUUGGAGCAGUGCGAUGACCAUUCAACUUGACAAACUGGUGCAGAACAGCAGUCGGGGACAGAAAAACUCAUUGCCAGGUGUCCAUUUUGCAACUUUACGCCAGUGUCAAUUGGCGAGCCGUGGGGAAAAGGAGCGAUAGUCCAAGAAAAAUUGUCAAGCCCAAGAUGUAAAUGCUGAUUGCAUCUGUUUGAACUACACCGUAAGCGGAAUGCAAAAUAAGUAAGUGUAUACCUGUAGUUAGUUUUCGGACUUGUGUUCUUGUUACUAAUCUAGCGCUCCAUAUACAUCGUAGUUACUGAUAAGUCAGUGGCAGGGACUUUAAAAGCUUGCGAAAUAUUGAUUAAAUCACAUGAAAUACCCACUAUACUGAUGAACACUAAUGACUUUCUGGACAGAGAGAGACUGAUAGACAGUCUCUUCUUGAAACCAGCCAGCAAUUGUUUUCCACCUGAAAAAGACUGAUUUUGAUGCCAUGGCACCAACAACCUGCCUCUGAGACUGACAUGGUAUUACUAAUUUUUCAACAUGGCUUUUGCUUUGCUGCUCUUAGAAGUGUGAUCACUCAAGAUGUCUAAAUCUCAAAAUAGACUUCUCUCAUGGCAAAAUGAUUCGGUCAUUCAGACACUGAUCAUGCAAAGACAUACACGGUGCAUGUUUUUCGGAUGUCGAAAUGUCGUUGAGCUAUUACUGCAAAUGAUGUUAAAAUGGCACCAUUGUGAAUGUCGCCCCGAAACAUCAAACAUACCGAGAUAUACCACCCCCCCCCCUUUUUUUUUUACUUUACAGAAAAAGAAAACGAUUCUGUGCUCAAUUCUGCUAUAAAUCUCUUCCCAUGGAAGAAUGAUUAAAGGUGCACUGGUAAUGCAUUCUGCAUCUCAUCAGCUCGCUGCUUUGCCAUGUUGGAAAGCAACCCUAGUGCAACACUGAACUCGUUUUGUCAUUUUAAAUCCACACAGAUUGUUGUUGCUGUAUAUAAGGGCUAUGUAAUAAUUUCAGUGCUCUUAAAUUUUUUAAUCAAGGCUCCUCCCAAGAACAUUUUGCUAGUAUCUGUUAAUAAAUGUACCAUUUGGGGACAGUACCUGUUUUUAGCUGGUUAGCUGCUAACAGUGUGGUAGAAUCAGAUGGUAAUGUGACUAUGUCAUUGUAUAGCAAGGGAAAUAUUUGCACUGCAUCGAUUUCAAGCAGUUAAGUCUGACGAGUACAAUACUUUUUCAAGCAACAUAUACAGGUGUCAAACUGCAUUCCUCGCAGGCUACUAUCCUGCAUGUUUUAAAUGUUCCCCCCUCCAACACAUCGGAUUCAAAUGAUCAGCUCAUCAGGAUCUGCUGGAGCCUGAUCAUUUGAAUCAGGUGUCUUGGAGGAGGAAAAUCUCUAAAACAGUGGUUCUUAAUCUUGUUAGAGGUUAAGAACCCAACCAGUUCAUAUGCACAUUCACCGAACCCUUCAUUAGUGAAAAAUAAAAAUUUGCUUUUUUUACCAACAUUUAUUAAAAACUGAAAAAAGUAAACACAAUUAGUAGAAGUAUGAAGUACACGUUUUUUUAAAAUUGUGCACAAAAUGAACCAGCCAGUGAUGACCAAGUGGGCGUGUCAUAACUACUGGUAAUUGACAUGUUGAGUCCAGUGGUCUUAACCACUGUCGAACCCCUGAGACUGAUUCACCGAACCCAUGUUAAGAACCACUGCUCUAAAACAUGCAGGAUAGUGGCCCUUGAGGACCAGAGUUCGCCACCUAUCGUCUAAAACAAGGACCCAAAGCUUGUCGGCUGCAAUAUCUGAAGAAGUUAAUUCUGAGGUUCUCAGAACUCAGCAUUUGUGUUUAUUUUGUUUCAGUGGCCGGCCCAAUACAGUAUAUUCUCUUGGUCUCUGCAUCCAAACAGUCAAUAUUAUAAUGUUCAUAUUUUGUUACCAAACAAGUUAAUUUACUCAAUUUUUUCCCAGUACGAGCAGCAUCACUAAAUUUUUUCAAUGGCAUUAAAAGUGCUGACGUUGCUCUUAAGCCAUUUUUAAUGUGUCAGUAUGCAUUCACUUAAAUUAACCUGUGACCAGUUCUGUUUUUAGAAGUAGUUAUGUAUGCAAUUUCACAAUGGUUGGGAUUUUGCCUGCUUGCAGAAUGAUUCAAAAACUCAGCCAAAAUUUUGGGAUCGGGACCUAACAUGCCCAAGCUUUUUAAAAUGUGCUAAACGCAUGGACCACCUAAGGCACACAUGUAUUAUGAAGACAGCAACAUGCUACGGAUGCAAAGCUGUUACUGUUUUCAGACAUUUAGCCUGAUUGGUUAUUUGAGAAAUAAGCUGGAUAGUCAUUGUGUACACAGAAAUUCCUUUUGAAUUUAAUGAGAGUUGAAAAUAUGAAAAGUUGGAUCCUAUUUCGAGAUGUACAUUUUCUGUGUGCACAAAAAUCUGAAUAUAUGGUUAUAAAAAUAAAUAGGUUUUUGGAUUAUUAAGGGCUAGUGUCGUGGUACUUUUUAUUUUUUUUUUACAAUCAGAUGUUUGAUUAAUGUAUACAUUGUUUUGUAUUUAUUUUUAUGUUCACUUUCAUAUCAAGUUGGAUUCAUUUGUACUUUAUCUCACUUGGGAAUGAAUCAUGGGCAUUUUCUUUCGGUGUUGGGUUUACUUAUUUGAAAAGUGGAACGAGGUUGCUGCUAUUACUUGGAUCAUUAUUAAUCUGGUUUGGAUCUAUGAUGUAUAUGAUAAAUUUCUACUGUAGAAGUGAGGGUGAAAGUGGGGAUCUGAUGAAUGCUGAUCUGAAUUAAUUGACUCACUUGCCACUGCUUUGUAACAAUUGGUUGACUGCACCUUUAUAAUGAACAUUCAAAUUCCGACAAAAAUGUCAUUGUAAUACAUUGCUUAAGUGUAAAUAUUAAUAAUUCAACUACGCUACAAAUUUGCCAAUUUUGUGUGACUGCUAUAUUGAAUCCCUGGAUUGAUGUAGAAAUGUUGCUUUAACACAGGUACAAUGAUAUGCUGACAGGUAGGAUUAGCUUCCUAUUACAGUAUCAUGGUUUAAUGACAAACUGUUGAUUGGCAUUUGAGUCAGCUACUGAGUGUCUAGGCUCAAAUGGGCUAUUCCUCAGGGGUAUAUGUGUAUAUUGAGCAUAUAAAAUGAUCAAAGUUGAUACCCAAAUGCAAAGAGGUGUCGCUAUUACCAACCAACUAUCAGUACAACUACCGUAAUUGGAUCUGCUUUUAUUGGCAGCUUCUGCACAUCCGUGACCGACUCGGAAAAAGGUGUACAUUGUGUUGAAAUGUUUCUACCUAAUAAUUUAUUGUAUAUUUAUGUUUUCCCCUGGUAAUUGUAUUUUAGCCUUAUUUUGUUUCAAUAAAUAUUUUUAAACAAUUA